This is a messenger RNA of Cylicostephanus goldi, 435 nucleotides long. NCBI's taxonomy places the organism in Eukaryota, Metazoa, Nematoda, Chromadorea, Rhabditida, Strongylidae. The record is from the annotation of a GenBank genome assembly.
UGUACUGUUAAAAAUGAUCCACCUCGUUCAGGAAAUGAAGAUAAGAUCCGCAUUGUUCUCAAUAAAUCGGACAUGGUCGAUCAUCAGCAGUUGAUGCGUGUAUACGGUGCCUUAAUGUGGUCUCUAGGAAAAGUUUUCAAGACUCCUGAAGUUUCACGAGUCUAUAUCGGAACCUUCUGGGAUCAUCCACUUCACUAUGAUAUCAACAGACGCUUGUUCCAAGAUGAACAGCAUGAUUUGUUCCAAGACCUCCAAGCGCUGCCACGUAAUGCAGCUCUUCGUAAACUUAACGACCUCAUUAAACGAGCACGCCUAGCGAAGGUACGUUUAUGCUUGUUAGCAGUUUAUAUUUCUCUGCAUUUGCUGGGCAAAACCAUCUCCAAUGGAAAAUGCGAAAUCAUUUUGAAGAGGGGUUUUGCUGCAGAAUUUUCAUGA